Solea senegalensis (Senegalese sole) is the source of this 3992-nucleotide messenger RNA. RefSeq names its product myc-associated zinc finger protein (gene maza). The transcript is spliced from 8 exons. Bases 582 to 1967 code for a protein of 461 amino acids. Gene Ontology annotation, cellular component: nucleus. The record is from RefSeq and is a predicted model, not a curated record. NCBI's taxonomy places the organism in Eukaryota, Metazoa, Chordata, Actinopteri, Pleuronectiformes, Soleidae.
AAAAAAAAAAAAAAACAGAAAGAUGUCAUCAUCCUGUCGACUCAAACACCGGGGCGGAGUCACGGAGUGCGGCCGACCUCGAGCUCUUUAGCUGGGCGACGAACUCUACGCAACACCGAGGCUUGGAAUCCGACGGCUGCGGCCUUUUCGGAGCUACCGCAAAAAAGAAACAAAUGAUAUAAAAGCAGCACGUUCGGACUUCGCGUCCAUCUCCUCCAUUAAAAUGAGUAUUUAUUUUUGCUUUUAUUACAGCAGACAUAAAGGAAUACAAUACACCAUUAAAGCAGGACAUCAUCCAUUUUGUCGCGUUUACAAAAGCAGAAAUAUCUCGUCAAUGAAUCCAUAAGUCGUUAUAAACUCAUUAAUUAGAAUAACAAUAUUGAUAAUUGGUGCCGUUGUUGGGAGUCCUUCUGCAUUUGCAGUAAUUAUCCCGGGCAGCAGGAGGCAGAGCAGAGCAGCGCAAGCCCCGGGCUGGAUUUUCACUGCUGCGGUGUUUCGAGCUCCUCUUCCCGGGCUCUGGGGGUCUCUCCCCCCCCCCUCGCUGCCUUACGCUCUCUCAGCUCCCUGCCUGGCUCUCCUUCAUGAUGGACUCCUCCUGGAGCAACUUCCUCUUUCAGACUCCGCCCACUCAGAGCCAGUCUGACACGCCUCUUCAGGCGGAGCUCCUGCCUGAGCUGACAGACUCGGCUCAGAGUCCGUCAGCUGAACAUAUGGUGACGCCUCCGUCCACCGUCGACACCGCGGCGCUGAGCGAGGAGCCGCUACCUGUCAAAUCUCCAGUGAAGCCCAGUCGUCCGGCUCACAUCUGCUCCACCUGCAACAAAGAGUUCAAGAACAGCUACAACCUGCGGCGCCACCAGUCUGUGCACACGGGCGUUCGCAUGAAGGACCGCGUCGCCCGGGAGAAAGAGGAGGGAGCGAAGAAGCAGACGGUCCCGCUGUCCCUCCUCCAGCUCACACUGCCCCCACAGGCCCCGCCCCCUCCUCCUCCUCCCACCACCACCACCACCACCACGGACUCCGUCCCCCAGCCCAGUCUCCACGACAACCAGGAAACUCAGCCAGUCUCUGUGUCCAUUGCCCCGGCAACCGUAACCAUGGCUGCGCCGCAGCAACCCCUCCAAGCAGCUGUUGUUGUUGUCGGGUCCAUGGAGCAGAAUCCCAAUCCCAACACCAACCAGGUGAGGAAGAACCACGCCUGCGAGGCCUGUGGAAAGGCCUUCAGAGACGUCUAUCACCUCAACCGGCACCGGCUUUCGCACUCGGACGAGAAGCCGUAUUCCUGCCCCAUCUGUCAGCAGCGCUUCAAGAGGAAAGACCGCAUGAGCUAUCACGUGCGCUCGCACCAAGGCGGCGUGGAGAAGCCCUACGUGUGUCCUCACUGCGCCAAGGCCUUCUCCAGACCGGAUCAUCUCAACAGUCACGUUCGACAGGUUCACUCGACAGAGAGACCCUUCAAAUGCACGACGUGCACGUCGGCGUUUGCCACGCGCGACCGUCUCCGAGCUCAUCUGAUCCGUCACGAGGAGAAAGUUCCGUGUCACAUCUGUGGGAAGCUUCUGUCGGCCGCUUACAUCACUGAUCACAUGAGAGUCCACAACCAAUCACAGCACCACGCCUGUCACCUGUGCAACCGCAGCUUCACCACCCUCACUUACCUGCGUGUUCACGCUCAGAAACACCACGGUCAGGAGUGGAAGGAGAGCGGCGGGGGGCGUGGCGCCUUCGGUGGGACGGGGGCCGGCGGCGUGCUGCUCUGUCAGCUCUGCGGUGUUCAGUGUAAGACGGCAACGCAGCUCCAGGGUCACAUGGGCACCCACGCCAACCAGGGCGACCUCGGCGCUGACCCCGCGAGCACCGGCCCCGUCGUCGCCACCAGCGUGGCCGUCACCGUGUCCAGUGCUGCGAGCUCAGUGGGACUGCUGGUUACUGACUGCUCCAGUAUCACCCCCCAGCCUCACAGCUAGCACACCGCGAGGAGGGGGGGAGGGGGGGAUGUGGGCGGGAGGGACUGGUGGAGGCGGGGACUCAACAGCUGUCAAACCAGGCUGUUCCUCGUCAUGACGACACCUGACAACCACACGCCCCUUUUCAUUCACUACAGGAAUAGUUCAGGUUUAUUUUUAACUGUUGUCCGAGGCACUGACACACCGGCGCCCCCCAGUGGACACUGGAGACUUAGACAGAUUUUAGCCACUUCACCAAAGACUCUGCGACGUCUUUAAGAACACGGUCACGUGACGUCUGUAAACCACACACACACAGGAGCAGCUGGUCCUCUGCUGCCUCAUGUGGUCACUCUGUGUCACUGAGGUCAAUCGGAACAAAGUUUUUCAAGUGCCGAAGUGACAAAAUAAGACGUUUGAACUUCGUGAUGGAUGGAUACUGCUCGCGUCACAUGUCCACGUCUUUAUCUCACUGUGAGACAGACUAAACGUCCGUCUUCGUCCAUGGACUUCAGCUGACGUUGAUGAGGUGAAUCUAAGGACGAGUGGUUAGAAUCUGUCGUGUUCCUGUUCUGUCUUCAGGGGGCGCUCUCACCGAGGAAUCAUUCACUCACAGAGGAAAAUGAACGUGUAUUUUUAUUGACAUGGCUUCGCAGUGAAAUGUUUGUAUUUGCUGGUUGAGAGUGAGUUUCCUGCUCGGCCGUCAUGCUUUUGUAAAGUUGGUGGAUGUUUUUAAAUUUUUUUAUUCUCCGUGAUAUCGGUGGUUAUUUAUGAAGCUUUGCCGUGGUCCGAGCUGUAGACGUCCUCCACGUCCUUCACAGCUGAUGAAGACAAACAGCGAUAAGCGGCUGUGAAAAAGUCUCCGCCCACUUCCUGCUUUCUUCUGUUUUUGCAUAAACAUCAAACUUCUCUCAGGACACAUGGAGACACCUGUGUCCAUCUGUCUCUACAUCCAUGCGUCUGUGUCCACUGAACUCGAGUGGACAUCCUCACAUCCCCCGAGUUCCAGUUCCAAGAUGGCUGCCACUUGUACAAACCCUGUUUGAGUUCAGGUCUAGGUCCAGGUCCAUGUUUUGUGCGGAGCCACCGAGGUCAUGUGACAACAGCAAAACCAGAAGAAGACGAUUGUGACUGUUUUGGGGGUGGGGCUUCUUCACAGCACGCUGUUACAGACACGAGUGCUGCGUUCCAUUUGUCGUCAGAAGUGGGAGUUUCCCGUGUCGGGGUGCGGCUGAAAACCCGGGAACUGAACUCGCAAACCCGGAGCGGCUUCACUUUCCUGCAAAACAGCAUGUUAGAGUGACCAUGUUUUUGACUGUGGGAGAAAGGCAAGAGUGCCAACCACUACACCACCGUGUGCCCCUGAGCGGAGUCUGGAGCGUGACGUCGUCUGCAGAACCUCAGCUCUGUCGUCGCUGUCAAAUCUGUAUCUGAUAAAGUUUUAAUAAGUUACAUGUUAAUCCUGCGUUAACCCUUUCAGUACCUGGCCCCGACAGUGGCAGCGGUCACUUCCUGUUCCCAGUUCUGACAGAAAUGGAAUGCGGCCCAGCUCUGUGUGUGUGUGUGUGUGUGUGUGUGUGUAUUCCCUCGUGGACGGUGAACGUGCAUCACUUCUCUGCUUCAUAGUCUUUGAUUUUACCUGACGCUGAUUUGUACUUGGUCGUUACCAUGGUGACACAUUUCUAUGUGGCUGUGCAUAUUGACUGCACAGCGCCCCCUUGCUGCUGCUGUAUUAAAGGCGAUGAAAUGCAUGUGUGGAUUCCAUCGUGCAGCUGUAGCUUUGUUCUUCUCCUGGUACCGAGAUUAUUAUGGUUCACGAAAAACUGACGAAGUAAUGCAAACUAAAAUGGAAAAAAUACAACUUUCCGUCUACUGAAAUAAUAAUAAUAAUAUCAUAAAAAACUGAAACUGAACUGGGUUUUUAAAAGUAACUCAAGCUAAAGGUCUUUGUAAAUGAAUUUCUAACAGAAUCUUUUUCCUAUGAAGUGUAUUUUAUUUGUUUUGUCGCAUUUUCAUUCGUAAUAAAAUGUUUCCAGUUUUUGUUUA